Molecule: messenger RNA, 1221 nt
Organism: Syzygium oleosum
Lineage: Eukaryota; Viridiplantae; Streptophyta; Magnoliopsida; Myrtales; Myrtaceae
Exons: 1
Coding region: 1-1221 (406 amino acids)
Source: RefSeq, a predicted model, not a curated record
AUGCUUCAAGACAAUCAGCUAAUUGAUCCAGUUUUACUCUACGAGGUUGGUCAUGAAUCAACAAAUUUAGAAGCUGAGAGUUCACUUAUGCAUGAAGAUAAUUCAAUGGACUUUCAAGAAUGUCAAAUAUAUACUGAGAAACAAAGUCAUUUUGUAUCAAAGAGAGAUCAUGAGCUUAUUAUCCCUCAAGGCUCGCAAACCCCAGUUCAACCUCCUGAAGUUCAAUCGCCGACCAACUCAGGGGAGCAGACGAAUGCCAGAACUGCUACCGUUGGUGAUUCAGCCGCAGAUGAACCUGAGCCAGAACCAAUCAACAAUCCGUCUACCUCAGGCUCAAGGACUGCACCAGCUUUGACGUCAACCGCGAAGCUGACAACAUCGACAGCAUCUAUGCCCUCUCAGGGAGCAGCAGAAACGGUUGAUCUCCCAAGUGCACAACCAUCCACGGUGGCUGAAGAGUCUGAAGUUUCGGACAUUGAGAUGUCCGAUUUAGAAGCAAUCGAUGAAAUCUUGGGAGUAUUAAAACCAAGACGUAAAACGCCCCUCCCAUCAGGUUCUGACUCAUCGACACCUGGAGCUGUUGAUGGCAUGAGAGCUAAAUGGGAGGAGUUGUACCAACUCACAAAAGAAGGAUACUCCAAGAUUGCUUCUAAAUCAAGCGUCGAAGAGAGAAUAAAGAAUCUGCUCGCCGAGUUGAGUUCUGGCAAUGAUUGCUUCACCAAGACUUCCGAAUUUCAGUACAGCUGCGAAGUGUUUGCUACACUCUUUGCCGAUGGCGUUGUAGUUUUUAGACAGAACUGUGACAAGAUUGAGUCAUCAACAGCUGUUGAAGAGAGCUUCAACAAAGUGGAAGACAGACUGAAAGCUGGAAAGAAAACUCUGAAAGAACGUCGCAGUUCUUAUCAGGCUGCCAUCAACAAGAAGGAUGAACUUACUGAAGAAAAGGAAAGGCUUGAAGCACUUCUUGCUGAAGUUAAACGCCAGAUCGAACUUAACCAUAUUGAUAUUCAGCAUGAAGGGAAAUCUAUGAAGCGACAGUUUCGGGACGUCGAUGCAACCAUGCAGGAGUGCGAUCGAAAACAAGCUGAAGUUGAAAAGCAUUUAUCCAUCAAAAGGAAAUGUAUGGAAGAGAACAAGACCUUGGAUGAACGCCUGUCAACUUUUAGGAGAAAUGUGAAGAGACGGUUGGAUGACACACAAAUAUGUGAAAAUAUUGCAUAG